Messenger RNA from Neodiprion fabricii, 1056 nucleotides. RefSeq names its product protein SYS1 homolog (gene Sys1). The coding region runs from base 526 to 1008 and encodes 160 amino acids. Gene Ontology annotation, biological process: Golgi to plasma membrane protein transport; Golgi to endosome transport; protein localization to Golgi apparatus. The record is from RefSeq and is a predicted model, not a curated record. Lineage: Eukaryota; Metazoa; Arthropoda; Insecta; Hymenoptera; Diprionidae. Gene Ontology annotation, cellular component: trans-Golgi network; Golgi membrane. The transcript is spliced from 2 exons.
GUAUCCGCAUAAUUCUAACGUGAAUAUGAUCUCGCUCUAAUAAACUUAUGCGCACUUGCUUCUUACUGCAGUUUUCGUUCUAACUUUGCUAUGAUAACGUCUAUAUGUAUUGACAAUGAAUCCCAAAAUAAUACUACGGAAAAGCAAUAAGUCGUUUCGGUGACAACUCAUUGGUUUGAAGUCGCCAUGUUAGAUGAGAUGAGCUAUGAUUUGUGAAACACUCGACUCGAUUCUAAUGGCAUGCUGACAGCGAGUUCUGUGUUGCUACACGAUUAUACGAAUUGUCGAUUCAAAAUCUAUUUCAACCCACGGCAGGUUUAAUUUGGUAUAUAUAGCUAGAAUAAAUCUGAUUCUCAAGGUUUGCUGCUAAAAAAACACAUCAAGAGACUUCAUGCGGAUCAGCACAAGUAAAAUUCACUAAUGUUUGCUGACAUUAGUACACCAAAAUGAUGAGACUUCGGACUUUUGAUAGCUAAUCUUCGCCAAUUCAAUGCACACGGAGCACCCUGAAGAGAACAAAAUAAGAUGAAUAACAUUUCUGGACAAUUUCGAAAGAUGACAUGGGAUCCAAUCCUGAUAAUAUCACAAAUAAUAGCCGUUCAAGCAGUGAUAUACGUUUGCCUUGGAGUGUGGAUAUGGAUUGUUGCCUCACUUCUUGGAUCGACCAAAUCAUUGGAUUAUGCUUUUCAGUAUAGCGAACUCCACGUUCGUGAUCUGGGUGGUAAAAUGGUCAUCACUAUGUUCUUGUUCAAUGCCUUAAUUGGAGCUUUGGUCUUGUGGUGGAUUGUACAAAGGACUAAACAAUGUAUGGAUUUUGCGUGCACCGCUCAUCUGAUUCACUUACUCUGUUGUUGGGGUUACAAUUACAGUUUUCCAACAAGUUUCAGCUGGUGGUGCCUGAACAUCGUUUCUGUUACCAUAAUGUGCAUAUUUGGAGAAUUCUUGUGCAUGAGAACUGAACUUCAAGCAAUCCCUCUUGGAAUGAAUACCCAAAAAACAGCUUUGUAAAUAUUUGCUUGAAUUAUAAAAUCAUAUUUAUCAAUCUAAUUUAUUAUU